GUUUUAUGCAGACUUUAUGUAACUGCAGCCUUCUCACACGCCCCCGGGCCCCCGGGCACGUGAUUUGUCCGAGCAGACGAGCUCCGUUUGCACACCGGUAUUUUCACUCAAUGGAUCGCGUUUGCUGCCCCACCGGAUGAAGACAUCCACAUGAUCCACCGCAGGCAGGACUUUGUGUAUCAAUAAGUCCCGGCAGCUUCCGCGGGACAAAGUCACAGACCCCCGAUUACACGAUGACAACACUUUCGCAAACAAAGGAAUUCUUCAGGAGGGCAGAGGCUGUUUGUUUCGAUGUGGACAGCACCGUCAUCAAAGAGGAAGGCAUCGACGAACUUGCCAAAUUCUGCGGUGUGGGGGAUGCCGUCACUGAGAUGACUCGCAAAGCCAUGGGCGGCUCGGUGACGUUUAAAACGGCCCUGACUGAGCGUCUCUCCAUCAUCCGAUGUUCCAGAGAACAAGUGAACAAGCUGAUAACAGACCACCCACCUCAGCUGACUCCAGGUAUUAGGGAGCUUGUGGACCGUCUGCACCAGCGCAACAUAAAGGUGUUCCUCAUUUCAGGAGGAUUCCGCUGCAUUGUUGAACACGUUGCCACUCAGCUAAACAUUCCUCUGCAUCACGUCUAUGCAAACCGGCUCAAGUUCUACUUCAACGGAGAGUAUGCUGGUUUUGAUGAGAGCCAGCCCACAGCCGAGAGCGGUGGGAAAGGAAAGGUCAUCAGCAUGCUGAAGGAACAAUACGGACUGAAGACUGUGGUGAUGAUCGGAGAUGGAGCCACUGAUCUAGAGGCCUGUCCUCCUGCUAAUGCUUUUAUUGGAUUUGGUGGGAACGUCAUCAGGCCUCAGGUGAAGGAGCGGUGCUCGUGGUACGUGACAAGUUUCGGGGAGCUUGUAAAAGAACUGGAGAAGAUCUAAAGAUGCUAAAAUAGAACCAUUACUAAUUUUAACAUUUUAUAUUUGCACCUCUGAUGGUUUUAUCCAGUACAUAGUGCGUUCUCUCUCUCUCUUAAUAGGUUUUUUAAUGACAAUGUUUACACCAGUGAGACCAAUUUUACCUUCAUGGAAAUGUUGCCUUAUUGAUUUUUAUACUAGAAGAUACUACAACAAUAACCACACACUUGUCUGUGUUGAUGAUUUUUAGUAUUAUUUGCACUUUUUGCAUCAAAGCUGUUAGUUAAGCUAAUACAACUCCUGCAUAUUAUGGCAUGUGCAUGAGCAUUAGAAUUGUUUUAAUUCUGUAUGGACAUUAAGAGCUGUAACCAGGUUUGUCAGUGAGUGUGGUGACUUCGGCACUGUGAAGAACCUCAGCAUUAAACAAGAACAUGCCGCCAAA
Molecule: messenger RNA, 1332 nt
Organism: Scophthalmus maximus (turbot)
Lineage: Eukaryota; Metazoa; Chordata; Actinopteri; Pleuronectiformes; Scophthalmidae
Gene: psph
Product: phosphoserine phosphatase
Exons: 6
Coding region: 234-914 (226 amino acids)
Biological process (GO): dephosphorylation; L-serine biosynthetic process
Cellular component (GO): cytoplasm
Molecular function (GO): magnesium ion binding; L-phosphoserine phosphatase activity
Source: RefSeq, a predicted model, not a curated record